This is a messenger RNA of Monomorium pharaonis (pharaoh ant), 855 nucleotides long. It is a transcript of the gene EMC4, whose product is annotated as ER membrane protein complex subunit 4. Lineage: Eukaryota; Metazoa; Arthropoda; Insecta; Hymenoptera; Formicidae. The record is from RefSeq and is a predicted model, not a curated record. Gene Ontology annotation, cellular component: EMC complex. Gene Ontology annotation, biological process: protein folding in endoplasmic reticulum. The transcript has 3 exons. The coding region runs from base 152 to 691 and encodes 179 amino acids.
CAGCGAUCUUCACCACGAAUCCCCCUUCGCUCCGGAUGUCGUCGAUCGUACGCGUCAUCGCGCGUCGUCUGCGUCGUCCAUAAUAAUUAUCUGUCUGUCGAGAAGACAAGAACCACUCGGAGUAGUUGACCAGCGCGUGAUAAUCAUUCCGAUGACGAUAACGGCGACGAGUUCGAAGCAAGGCCCUAAGCGGUCCAAGUGGGCCCUGGACUUUGCUCACAGAACGAAACAGGACAAAAAUGUAGAAAUACCGUCUCCGCCGGGGUACACACCUACCGGUUCCCUCUUUCACAACGUGGAGUACAUGAGGGAGUCCGACUCAAAUCACCUAAUAAUAAAGAAGUCCUGGGACCUGGCGCUCGGACCUCUCAAGCAAGUGCCCAUGAACCUGUUCAUCUUGUAUAUGGCAGGCAGUUCUGUCUCGAUAUUUCCCAUCAUGAUGGUUGGAAUGCUCAUCAUCAAGCCGGUUAAGGCGCUGUUCACCCUCCAGCAAACGUUCAAAGUGAUCGAGGGUACACAUGCGUGUGGGCAGAAGUUCGUGUAUUUCCUAGGACAGUUAGUGAAUAUCGCGUUAGCGCUGUAUAAGUGCCAGUCGAUGGGCCUACUGCCGACGCACGCGUCCGACUGGCUGGCGUUCGUCGAGCCCCAGAUGAGGGUGGAAUACUCCGGCGGAGGUUUCAUGUACAUUUGAUGCGAAGGGGUUGGCGGCUGGUGGUCGGUACUGUAAGUAUUCGGCAUCGUGCGCGGCCACCUGGACCGUGAAUUACAUAGCUAAAUUAUUGUAACUACACCAUGGACAUGCGUGUCAUGCAUUUAAAUAUUGUUUAUUAUUAAAAUAAAAGUAUGGAAAAAUAA